CUCAGGUGGUGUGAGUUAGCCAGCUGUAUAAUGAGGAAAAGGAAGUCUCCUGAAACCUGUCUUGGUGGCUUGGCAAUCAUUCGGGAUGCACUUCGAAGGAGCUGGGAAGCCUCUAAUUAAAUUCAGGCACUGCGAGAGGUCCAUCUACACCUUCAGUGUACCCCAAUGCUGCCCUCUCUGCCAGGGGGACGUGGGCUCCACCAGGAUAGAGGACGCACCUAUCAGCAUCUCAGAUCCAUUCUCCAACGGUCAUCAAGAGAAGUGCGCCUUCCUCCUCAAACCGACGCGAGGGACGUUCCUUAGGGAGUACGAUGGGAAGUCUGAUCUGCACGUUGGAAUCACUAACACACGCGGGGUCGUGUAUAAUUACAGUGCACGCGGCAUACAGCGAGACGAGGCAGGCUGGGAGCGAAGUCUCAGUGUUCCAUUAGUACAGCCUAGCAUGUUUGGACUGCUGGACCAGUGGGACAAGUACUUGGAAGACUUCUCUGCUUCGCUGGCCUGGCUGCCUCAUAGGUAUGAAGAGAAUCAGCACAACUGCCUGACCUUUGCCCUCGCCUUCAUUAACUGCAUCCUUGCCAUGGAAGGCAGAGAGCAGCUGGACAAGCACGCGUUCACAGAAAAGUACGUGAUCCCGAGGACGCGCCUGGCCUCCAAGUACAUCAUGCUCUUCAGGGCCAUCCAAGAGAGCGGCUUCCACGUGACUGACCAUCCCGACCCACGGACAAGCCCCUCUUAGGCAGACUGGACCAAAUGCUGCAUCUGAGGGCCGUUGAGACAGAACAGUUGGGUUUGUUGCCUUUAGACGGUAGUACAGAUUUAUAAAUGUAGCUCAGUGGGAGAACUAUCUGCCUAUCAUGUAAGAGACCUAGGUCCAGUCCCCUGUACCAUACCCCCAAUUUAAGGAAAAAAAAAUUCCCUGGGUUCCAAAAAAAAAAAAUCAUUACAACUAAAUUUCUUCAACAGUUAUGUUUUUUAAAAAAAAGAUUUAUUAAUUUAUUUUAUGUAUAUGAGUACACUGUAGCUGUACAGAUGGUUGUGAGCCUUCAUGUGGCUGGUUGUUGGGAAUUGAAUUUUAGGACCUCUGCUCACUCCGGUAAACCCCGCUCACUCUGGCUGACCCUGCUCACUCAGUCCCUGCUUGCUUUGGCCCAAAGAUUUAUUUUUUAUUAUAAGUAAGUCUACUGUCUGAAGACAGUAAGUAUCUGUCUGCAGACGCGCCAGAAGAGGGUGUCAGGUCUCGUUACAAGUGGUUGUGAGCCACCACGUGGUUGCUGGGAUCUGAACUCAGGACCUCUUGAGCAGUCAGUGCUCCCCAGUCCCAACAGCUGUGUUUUUAAGCUGAGAAUCUGCUAUAAUCAGAGUGGAAGAACAGUAUUCACUGAUCAAAGAAAAUACUUUGUGUCAAUGAAUUUGAACUGAGCACACUUACUUUUUGAUGUGAAUGAAAAGAGGGAGGGACCAGAGAGAGGAGAGUUAAGGGGGGGAUAGAGAAAGAGAGAGACAAAGACAGAGAGACAGAGACACAGAGAGACAGACAGACACAGGUUCUGAAAGUAUAUGGAUGUCUUAUGUCUGAGCCUGAAGACUCAUGGGAAGGCUGGGGACGAAGCCAAGUAGUAGAAAACCUAACCUUUGGAGUGUCAAGAAUACUAAACUAAACAAAACAGAAACAAAGGUCGCAGAGGCUGGAGAGAUGGCUUAGCCCUUAAGAGCAUCUGUUCCUCUUGCAGAGGACUUGGUUCAAUUCCCAGCUCUCACAUGGCAACUUCAGUUCCAGAGGAUACAGUGAGUGCCCUCUUCUGGCCUCUGUGGGCAUCAGGCACAUGGUGGAGACACACAAAGGCAAAAUACCCGUAUACAUUAAACAAUAAUAACUCAAAAUUAACCCCCUCCCCCUCAAGUAUAACAGAAGCGCCCUUGAAACUGUCCUUCACACACCUUCCUCUGCCUUCUAACAGAGAGGCCAGAACUCUAACUUACUUCAUUUUCUCUCUGGCUUGCUCUCUCUUAUGGGUUUUUCCCUUCCCUAGCUGAUCUCAAAUUCUAGGGAGAACAAACUGAAAGCAGGACACCCAACACCACACCACUGACAAGACACCCGAAGCCUCACGGCAGAGGACACCAGACACCUUAUCACAGGGCAUCCAACUGCACCCCCUCAGGUGAUAACAAUCUGAGGUAAUAGUGGCUAACCUGGCCCUUAGCCAUGGCUGCUUGGUGUAACUCUCUUGUCAGAAGAAGCCAUGAAGAAAAGAAGUACUGAAGACAAAGAAAGGAGUGGGGCUGAGGCGGCUGAGCUCCUCAGCUGAGCUGAGGCUACCUCCCCUGGGAGCUGCAAAGCCUCCGCUGAGGAGGCUUCCUCUCAAGAGCUGUGUGGUUUCUGAGCUCCCGUGUCUCAGAAUGCCCUUCCCUUGGGACACUGUCCCACAUCAGAGCUGUGUGGUUUCUGGGCUUCUGUGUUCUUUCCCUACUUAAGGUCCUAGACGUGUUCUUGAUGUUGGCCACACUGAAGUAAAUUCCCUUCCUGUCUUGACAC
This is a messenger RNA of Mus musculus (house mouse), 2539 nucleotides long. It is a transcript of the gene Mkrn2os, whose product is annotated as makorin, ring finger protein 2, opposite strand. Lineage: Eukaryota; Metazoa; Chordata; Mammalia; Rodentia; Muridae. The transcript has 4 exons. The record is from RefSeq and is marked validated. The coding region runs from base 86 to 739 and encodes 217 amino acids.